AGUCAGGCCCAGUUGUGUGCUUGAAUUGACUCUGUGCACUACACAGGGAGGCAUGAUCAAUAAUGGUUGGAAUUUUCAAAUCAGUAUGUCUUCUCCUCGCCAAUGUGGCCCUUCUAACAGAUGGGAGUGAGGAAGGAAAAGCUAGAAAAAGGAGCCGCGCUCCGGUCGUCGAAGGUCCUUUGGACUCCCCGGAUCAAGACCUGGAAGAGAGGAAUGGCCCUCUCAACCCAUCGGUCCCGCCAGGAUUUCUAAGUCCCUCUGUCCUGCAGUACUUGGAACUAGGCAAAUCCAUCCCAGGUCGGCCAGGAACGGACUACCCAGUGCUUGGGAUGGUGCCAUACACCGACUUCUACUGCGACGAGCAGGAGUACCCCGGCUUCUUCGCCGACACAGACACGCGAUGCCAAGCGUGGCACUACUGCGACAUCGACGGCCGCCAGGCUACGUUCCUCUGCCCGAACGGUACGCAGUUCUCCCAGGCGUUUUUCAUCUGCGACUGGUGGUUCAACGUGCGAUGCGACAUGUCAAAAGAGCUCUACCACAUCAACGCCCGGCUUUACAGGAGGCCCAAAGUCAACCCGACGAGGCCGCACAGAGUGGUGACGAAGGAGGUCAUCGACAACAUAUUUCUGAAACGCUGAUUUAUUUUUUUCUUCCACUGAUCGACUUUUAACCGGAUAGUGCAUUCCGCUUGAAAGAACACUGGUAGAUUGUGCGAUGAACGACUUAAUUUAUCUGUUUUUCUUUUUUUGCGAAGAUGGUGUUUUAAAUUUUUUAAAAAAUAUGUUUAGGAAUAAAUAAGUAGGAUUUUCUUAAUAUUGCUCUGUAAGAAACUGUUUUAUAAAUUUAAAUGUAAUAUGUAAAUGUAGAAUAAUAAGACUUUAGUUAUACGGUUACUUGUUUUAA
This is a messenger RNA of Cimex lectularius (bed bug), 906 nucleotides long. RefSeq lists its product as uncharacterized. Gene Ontology annotation, molecular function: chitin binding. The coding region runs from base 63 to 641 and encodes 192 amino acids. The transcript has 3 exons. Gene Ontology annotation, cellular component: extracellular region. NCBI's taxonomy places the organism in Eukaryota, Metazoa, Arthropoda, Insecta, Hemiptera, Cimicidae. The record is from RefSeq and is a predicted model, not a curated record.